UUAGUUCAGCGUCAUUUUUCUUCUUUCUCGUUCUCCAUCUCUAUCUCUAUUACAUGAAACAGCCAACUCAGAACCGACAAAGAGCAUCUAGGCAAUCUCCAAUUUGGAUUUCAAAAUGGAUCUUAAGAAGAAUGUAUCCACCGAUAUGUGGGCAAAGUCUACUUCCUCUGGAAAUGAAUUGCCCAAAAAACUCCCCCCAGAUCACCAAUCUUUCACCAAUUUAAAUUUGCAGCAGUGUCAGCAAAAGUGGGAAGAAGACUCCUCACUUCUUGAAUAUGGCAUGAGGAUUGAACAGCAAUUCCCUGAAUUCACCCGCCCUUCUGAAAAUCCAAUUAUUUGCAAUAACCAAACAAAUAUCCCAGGUCAACAAGAUGAUCAAAUGAAUACUAGUGACCCAAGGAGAACCCAAGAGUGGGAUCCAAGAGUGAUGCUAAACAGUCUUUCUUUCCUGGAGCAGAAGAUCCAUCAACUCCAGGAUUUGGUGCAUUUGAUUGUUGGCAGGAGGGGACAAGUAGUAGGCCGUUCAGAUGAACUUGUUGCUCAGCAGCAACAGCUCGUUACUGCUGAUCUCACUUCUAUUAUAGUCCAGUUGAUCUCCACUGCAGGCAGUCUUCUCCCAUCAGUCAAGCAUAGCCUUUCCACAGCGAGUCCAACUGUUGGCAAGCUUGGGCACCUAGGUGAUGUCAUAUUUCCUUCGGGACCUGGUUUGAAUAGCGGAGUGCUGCCACAUAGUAAUGGUGUACACAAGGUAGAAGAAGAUCAGCCCAACCAGGUUGAUCUAACAGGCAAUAGUGGACCUGAACAAAACUAUAAUUUUGAGGAACAUGAAUCAAAAGACGAAGAAGAUGGUGAUGAAGGAGAGAACCUACCCCCGGGUUCCUAUGAAAUCUUGCAACUAGAAAAAGAGGAAAUUCUUGCUCCUCACACCCACUUUUGCACAAUAUGUGGAAAGGGAUUCAAGAGGGAUGCCAAUUUGCGGAUGCACAUGAGAGGUCAUGGGGAUGAGUACAAGACUCCGGCAGCACUCGCAAAGCCAAACAAGGAACCCAGCUCUGAGCCUGUGCUUAUUAAGCGUUAUUCCUGUCCUUAUGUUGGUUGCAAGCGGAAUAAAGAUCACAAGAAGUUUCAGCCCCUGAAGACUAUCUUAUGUGUGAAAAACCAUUAUAAGAGAACCCAUUGUGACAAAAGUUACAUUUGCAGUCGAUGCAACACCAAGAAGUUUUCAGUUAUUGCAGAUCUUAAAACACAUGAGAAGCAUUGUGGCCGAGAUAAGUGGCUUUGUUCAUGUGGAACAACCUUCUCAAGGAAGGACAAGCUUUUCGGACACAUUUCUCUUUUCCAGGGCCACACUCCUGCCAUUCCCCUAGACGAAACUAAAGGAUCAGCUGGAACCUCUGAUCAAGGAGAUAGUAAUGAAGGAACAAGUAAGGUUGGACAAAUAGGUUUCAGCUUUGGCUCAAAUGCUCGUAGUGGAAGUGAGGUUCAAAAUGCUACAUAUGUGAAAGGGGGUGUAGAUGACCCUACUGCUUACUUCAUGCCUUUAAACUUUGAUACAUGCAAUGUUACCGGGUUUAAUGAGUUCCCUCCACCACCUUUUGAAGACCCAGAGAAUUCACUAUCGUUCCUGAUUUCAGGGUCAUGCAAUUACCCUAGGAAGACUGGACAUGAGUCGGGUUUGUAGUGUUUCGCCUUUGGUUUGCAAUAGAGGUCCUUUGUUUCUUGCUUGCUUACAAUUCGUAGGAUGACUGUGUAUCUGUAAUAUCUUGGAGUUGAAUGAUUGUAUUUCGUAAAAGCAGUGCUGUUUUUGUGUAUGAUUGUGGUUUUAAGUCGGUGUUUUUUGGUUGUACUAGUCCAGCUUCCUCGUACCUGGGUUUUUUUUCCCUUGUGUAACGGAAAAUU
Molecule: messenger RNA, 1899 nt
Organism: Ilex paraguariensis (yerba mate)
Lineage: Eukaryota; Viridiplantae; Streptophyta; Magnoliopsida; Aquifoliales; Aquifoliaceae
Source: the annotation of a GenBank genome assembly